This is a messenger RNA of Physcomitrium patens, 3300 nucleotides long. RefSeq names its product aldehyde oxidase GLOX. NCBI's taxonomy places the organism in Eukaryota, Viridiplantae, Streptophyta, Bryopsida, Funariales, Funariaceae. The record is from RefSeq and is a predicted model, not a curated record.
CAAGACAGGUGGAGCUGGCGUGUGGCAGUUGAAAUGGACCAGCUGCUAUUCAUGCGAUGUGGAGAGGUGGGCAAAAUAUAAAUGAGGGGGUACUUAUCACAUGGAACGAGAUCUUUCCAAUGCAGCGCAUGUAAAAUCUAACAUAUGGGCCACUGCAAUACCAUUGUGAGCUCAGAUAAGUUGGCGUACGGAUGAGGACUCUGUUGAAGGGAAGACAGAGAGAGGGAGGUCGAUUCUAUCAAUGAGGUCGAUCACGCGCAGUAUGUUUGCGGAACAAGUUUUCAAUUCGAUGAGUUUUCCAGCUGGCCGGAGCUUUCAUCCUUCUUUUAAGGCUUGUGUAAGAGAUCGAUUGCGAAGCCACAUAAGUAUCUUCCUAGUCGCUGCAGCUGUGUCUUCACUAAGACCGUGGAACAUCAAGUUGCAGAUGGUUCUUUCUUCCCUUUCGAAGUUGCUUUCUGCCCACUAAAGACUACACAGCAUUGUCAUGUGCUGCGGCUACUCAAGCCGAUCAGCUGAGUUGCAGCUUUUCCCUGGCCUCUUCUGCUUGGAUGGGUUUGGUAGGUCUGUACACAUAACUGCAUGCAAGAGACAAUGCAGUUCGAGAUGAAGCUUCAGACCGCGAAAGCGGAUUUAUCUUUGAGGAGGGAGAUUUGGGUGCUGCUUGUAUGGCUACUGCUGGUGCAAAAAGGUGAGGCACAACAGCCAUUCGCUUCCCCAGCUCAGACUUCACCAUCACCUGGAACUGCGACAUGGGCGCUGCUGCAUAAAAACGUGGGAAUCGCAAGCAUGCACACAGCGGUGACUCACACUGGACAGGUGCUCUUCCUGGAUAGAACUGAUAUCGGUCCCUCGUUGAUCAGCCUUGCGAACGGCCUGUGUCGCGACAACCAGCGUGAUAUGAGUUCUCAACACGACUGCACAUCGCACUCGCUGAUGUUCAACCCCAUUGAUAACUCCGUGCGGCCACUGCUGGUGAUAACCGACACCUGGUGCAGCUCUGGGCAGUUCUUGCCGAACGGCACAUUGAUGCAAACGGGGGGCUACAACGAUGGCGUCCAGCGAGUCCGAUGGCUCACACCUUGUGGAUCUGAUGGGUCUUGCGAUUGGGUGGAAUCCUCCACCGAUCUGUUGCAAGCCGGGAGAUGGUACGCGUCCAACCAGCUGCUCCCCGACGGAAGAAUGUUUGUGCUCGGGGGUCAGUACUCACCAACAUACGAGUUCAUUCCCAGCAAUGGCCUGGGCAUCUUCACCCUCCCACUACUUGAAUCGAAGAAUUACUUCAACUGGUAUCCGUUUAUACAUCUUCUACCCGACGGCACUCUGUACAUAUUCGCAGAUCGCGAUUCCUUGAUUUUGGACUAUAACACUAAUACGAUUGUCAAGACAUUCCCCAGUAUCCCCGGAGAGCCUAGGAACUAUCCGUGCGCCGGGUCUAGUGUGAUGUUUGCGCUUGAAAAUGGCGGAACGAGCGCACCCGAGGUAUUGGUUUGUGGGGGCGCGAGCAUCAUGGCGCCAGGGAACGUUACUGCGCAAUAUCCUGCGUCUCAAACUUGCGGAAGGAUUACCGUGUGGGAUACCAAUCCAGGCUGGAGCAUGCAAGACAUGCCGAUCCGACGCAAUAUGGGUGACAUGGUUAUGUUGCCAAACAGCCAGAUUUUGAUAAUUAAUGGAGCGCAAAACGGUGCUCAAGGGUGGGACAAUGCAGCCUCCAACCCCGUCUUAAAUCCCGUCAUCUACGAUCCUGAUUCCUGGUCGUUUCAAGUUCAGCCGGCGUCGACUAUUCCUCGAGUGUACCAUUCAACCGCAAAUCUCCUCCCUGACGGACGCGUUCUCGUGGCUGGCAGUAACUGCCACAUACAUUAUACAUUCGUCGGAGAGUUUCCAACCGAACUCAGGGUAGAAGCUUUCCAACCCGCGUACAUGGAUCCAAUACACGACAGCAUUAAACCUUUGUUCGUAUCCAAUCCAAUUACCAUAUCCUACGGCGCACCUUUCGAUGUGCAAGUGUCUAUACCAGGACCUGUGCAAGGCAUGGUCGGACUUACUCUCACCAGCUCUCCGUUUACUACACAUUCAUAUUCUCAAGGCCAACGGCAAGUGAAGCUUGCUAUCUCCCCUCCCAUGCAGCUCUCGAGCAAUGUGUAUAGCAUCAGUACAAAAGGUCCACUAAAUGCAAAUGUGGCACCUCCUUCGUGGUACAUGCUCCACGCUCUCCAUCAACAAAUUCCAAGCUACGGCGUCUGGGUCCAAGUUCAGUGAGCGUCUAUACAACGUCGAGAUUCUUAAAUCUGCAGCGGCCAGCUUUUUCUUCUUGAUCGAUAUCUGAUGUCAUUCAGCGAGCAACCACCUCAUGUACCUGAUGUACUGUCAUUAAGGGCUCUGCGCUGCCAACAUCACCCAGCAACGACCUUCGAAAUCACCUCAUUUCAAAUGUUAAGGUCCGAGCUCGCAAAUCUCUGUGAUCGAGAAAUAUUAACUUUCUGCUGCAGAGGCGACAUCACUAGACCCUUUAGUACCAAAAAAUACAACACAAUAUCGAUUUAUGUAUUGUUUGGAAGACAUAGGAAUUAGUCGAAGAUGGGAAUGGAGUCAUCCAAGUACUGGCUUCUCCCAAGAGCAAUUUCCACACACAAUCUCAAACCUAAUCGACAGAGAGUAGAACCGAGUAGGAUUCCAGCUCCCAGGCGGACGGCGUACUAUUAAUCGCAUAAAAAUAACACGUCCAGAAUGCAACAUCCUGGAAUGGGAGGAGAAACUGUUGGGUAUUUGCUCCCAUUUCUAGCAACGCCCGUCUAGGUCAUCUCAUCACUAUGGAUUGCGACUAAACUCCAUGAUUUUGGACAAUCAAACACAGAGUUCAGUAUAGAUUGACUGCACAACUGCAGCAUUGUGUCAGGAGUUAACAGAUCGUCGUCGUCGUAGGCCCCUAGGAACUGCAUUGCUAGACACGUGCAGACACUUGAGGCCGCAGAAGCUUCAGACAUGUACUAGGAGUCGAAAGGGCAGGAAUUGAGUAGCGUAGUGGGGUAGAAACCGACGCAAUGAAGCCUAGAUAAGGAAAUGGAGGAGAGGGAGGGAGGGUUGCAGGUGGUGCAGCUACUCCUUUCUUCUCAUCAGGAGGGUUCAGUGGGAUCAACUGCUUCACCUGCAUGUGUCCCCGCUGCACAGCUUUGCCUUGUCUCCCACGGAUAUCCAACCAUCAAGCUGCACUGCAAUUCCCUUUUUUGAUGACAUAUUUUUACACAUCAUGUUAUUUAUUUAAUGAUAUCAGGAAAUUCCUCCUUUGAAGAUUGCACUUUU